GAGAAUGGCUGAAGAACGAGGAUGCAGACCGGUGGAGCGGCUUUUGUCCUCGCAUUGUGGACGUUGUGGAGUACGACACGGCCCUCGUAGAGGAGGCUGUGGGAACUUCCACACAGGCCGCACUACUGGUUACGUCUACAGAGAAGGAGGACGACCAGACUUUAUACAUCUACGGAAGGCAUGUAGGCUGCAGUUCAGGGAAGAUGGACAAAGUGCUGAGCAACCGCAUCAAUCGUCGUGGAAGCCCUCUUCACUUGUGCUGGGGCGGCCCGUGCAUGAGUGGAGAGGAGCGCCAAGCCAUCCAUGUGGUGGCGAUGCGGUGGUUCGAGCGCACAGCCUUCCACGCAGCCUACAUGAAGGCCUGGGGGCGCAUGGUGCUCAAGGAGUUUGGGGAGCUCGACAAAGAGGCAAAGGACCAGGUGGAAGAGGAGAGAAGCCCCGUGGGGGCCGAAAGCGACCUGCAGUGGCCAAGAGUGGGGCAGCCCCCAAAGAUCACAGAGAUCGGCUGCGAGAGAAGCUUCGGGCCCUCACUCAAGGCGAAGUUAAUAGAGGGGAAGGCAGAAGCAAAGGCCGUAGAGGUCAUGAGGGCUUCAGACGAGACCGAAGAUGCAGAAGAGGAGGAGGAGAACUCAGAGGAGCCAGAGCCCCGACUGGGAGUUGGCGACAAGUUGAAAGGAAAGGCAACUCAGCUGGCCCUAGGAGACGUCAAAGGAGAGGCAGAGGACAAGGAGAAGACGGAGGAUCGAAAAAGGAGUAGCCCACACCGGAAGGAGUCGGAGUCCAGCUCAACAGAGCUGCUGGCUCCGUUGCAGAAACGGUCCAGCAAGAAGCCGGGGGCGGUGCUGAAGAUGCUGGUGGACCAUGCCAAGACGACCCUGGAUCAGUCAUCUGUGGUCGAGACGGAGAAGGACCAACAGGUGACCGGUGGGAUCAAGAUCUCCACAUAUUUCAACCUGCUUGUCCGGCCUUACCACAGCCCGGCGAGCAGGGUUAUGAAGGAGAUGAACCACGUAGCCGUCUGCCUCGACGAGCUAAGGUCGGGUCAGCUGGGGAGACUUGGGGACAGUUUGUCCUCGAGGCGCAAGGGGGCUCCGACAUCGCUGUUGGAAGCGAAACGCCACGGGCGCCUUGUGCAGAAGAGUCAGGGGAAGGAGCCCUGGCGUCCGAAGGGCGAAGGGGACCCAUGGAGGAGCAGCGGAAAAGGAGGCGAUGGCAGCUACCUUAAG
Molecule: messenger RNA, 1226 nt
Organism: Cladocopium goreaui
Lineage: Eukaryota; Dinophyceae; Suessiales; Symbiodiniaceae
Source: the annotation of a GenBank genome assembly